Phytophthora sojae is the source of this 1416-nucleotide messenger RNA. RefSeq lists its product as hypothetical. Bases 1 to 1416 code for a protein of 471 amino acids. The record is from RefSeq and is a predicted model, not a curated record. Gene Ontology annotation, biological process: biosynthetic process. Gene Ontology annotation, cellular component: cytoplasm. NCBI's taxonomy places the organism in Eukaryota, Oomycota, Peronosporomycetes, Peronosporales, Peronosporaceae. The transcript is spliced from 3 exons. Gene Ontology annotation, molecular function: acyltransferase activity, transferring groups other than amino-acyl groups; isomerase activity.
AUGCCGUCUCCCAGCCACCUCCGACUCGCUCUGCUCACCGAAGAGCGCGACAUCCAGCGCGUCGCCGCCCUCGAGGCCGCCUCGUACCCCGCGGACGAAGCCGCCAGCGAGUCGGGCAUCCGCUUCCGGCAGCAGAACGCCGGCGCCUUCUUCUGGGCCGCGUACCUGCCGACUAAUGGGGACUCCGAGACCCUCGUGGGCUUCGUCAAUGGCACGCUGACCGCCAGGCACGAGCUGGACGACGAGUCCAUGAGCCAGCACGACCCGCACGGCUCGCUGCUGUGCAUCCACUCGGUGGUGGUGGACCCGGCCUUCCGUCGUCGCGGACUGGCCGCGCAGAUGCUCAAGCGCUACGUGAGACUCGUGUGCGACUUGCAGCCGCAGGUGACGCGCAUCAUGAUGAUCGCCAAGGCGUACCUAGUCAAGUUCUACGUGGGCUGCGGCUUCUCCGUCACGAGGCUGUCGCCUGUGGUGCACGGCCAAGACCCGUGGUUCGAGCUCGAGCUGGACUGCCAAGCGGCGAGAUGUCCGCCAAUGAUCCAGGUGGAUGCAUUCACGAGCGAGGCGUUUCAGGGCAACCCGGCGGCUGUGGUGCUGCUGUCGCCGGCUGCGUUCCACAAGCCCGAGGCGACGCAGUGGAUGCAGCGAGUGGCUAUUGAGAACAACUUGAGCGAGACAGCGUAUGCCGCUCCUCGUGGUCGCGAUGCCAAGAGCUCGGAGGAUGUCGUUGAGUACGAUCUGCGCUGGUUCACGCCAGGCGCUGAAGUGAAGUUGUGUGGACAUGCCACUCUGUCUACGGCGUUCGCCUUGCACGACGCCGGUCAUGUGACCACGAGCCACACUCUCCACUUCCACACGCUGAGUGGCGUGUUGGUGUGUCGCUUCGAAGUGCAGCCGGACACGCAGAAGCUACUCGUGCUGAUGGACUUCCCCGAGCAGCCAGCUGAGCCUGUCGAGCCCAACUUUCCCAUGGACGAGGUAGCAUCGGCGCUAGGAGUGCAGCGUGAAGCCAUCGUCGAUGUGAAGCAAGCCACGACGGACCUCCUCGUUCGCCUUCAGCCCGAAGCUUUCGCCACCAUCAAGCCCAACUUCGUGCAGCUAGGGGAAUUCGACGUACGAGGCUUCGCUGUCACGGCUGAAAUGGUACAGGACAGCGCGUCGAACGUGGACAUUCAAAGCCGGUUCUUCGGGCCUCGCGUGGGCGUGAACGAAGACCCAGUGACGGGUAGCGCGCAUUGCGCGCUCGGUCCGUAUUGGGCCCCGCUGCUCAAGAAGACCACGAUCAGGGCGCAGCAAUUCACCCCCGUUCGCGGUGGAUUCAUCACGCUAGACCUGGUGGCUGCUGGGGCUGGACGAGUGCUGCUGAAGGGCGAAGGAGUGGUCGUGCUGCGUGGGAAGCUAGCUUCGUCACCUUAG